AGCCAACUGCACGCUGACCGACCCCUCUCCAGGACGACAAUGCGACGGCAGCGGCCUCUACCCGAGAAGAAAAUUAGCGCUGCACCCAACUGGCCACAGUCCUCGGACGCAACACUUCUGUAUAACGACAAAGUUUCAGAUGCAACAAAUUGCCUCGCUGCUCAACGCGGUACAGCAGCUACUGACGAACCAAGCCACCAAUGCAGUGCAACAAGCAUCUACACUAGCCCUGAGUGCCAUGUCGCCUUUUAACCAGUUUAAUGAACAACAAGAGGAAUGGCUCGAGUGGUUGCAACAGUUUGAAGCCCACAUAAUUGCUCACAACAUAUCAGAUUCACGGAUCCCGACGAGAGCGCGGCCACAGCAGUCGCUAGGUGCCAUCACGACACCGCGGGACGACCCCAUGGAGACGGAGCCUUCGCCUCCUCCGCCUCCUUUCGUCCCACCGAUGGAGCUGGACCCACCCACACCGCAGCAGCCAAUGCCUUCUACAUCUGGUUAUGGGCCUUAGGCGGUGGACGCGCAACCUUCUGGUCGUUUUCUGGGGGACGUGUCUAGCAGAGUGCAGGCCAGAUGGCUGGGUACGAUGG
Messenger RNA from Schistocerca cancellata (South American locust), 590 nucleotides. RefSeq lists its product as uncharacterized. The transcript is spliced from 3 exons. The coding region runs from base 140 to 511 and encodes 123 amino acids. NCBI's taxonomy places the organism in Eukaryota, Metazoa, Arthropoda, Insecta, Orthoptera, Acrididae. The record is from RefSeq and is a predicted model, not a curated record.